Messenger RNA from Chaetomium fimeti, 1225 nucleotides. Its product is annotated as peptidase of plants and bacteria-domain-containing protein. The record is from RefSeq and is a predicted model, not a curated record. The transcript has 3 exons. Bases 358 to 1176 code for a protein of 272 amino acids. Lineage: Eukaryota; Fungi; Ascomycota; Sordariomycetes; Sordariales; Chaetomiaceae.
ACAAGCCAACCCCGCAACGCCAUGGAUGCUAACGAAUGGUGCCCCGCGUUGCGAAGAAAGAGAAAGGAAGCCUAGCCAUCUCCAAGACAACAUACCUAACCUAUAAAUUAACGUUAGAAGGCAACAAAAUACAAGUGGUUAAGAAGGGUCGGAUUGUGUCAACCUGGAAUUUCACCUUCUCCGACCUCGAUUUCAACUCGCCCGAUUGCAACAGUAGCUACGUGCCUAGCUACCUAUCUAUCACAUGAUACUGGUGACAGAUCGAGUCCCUGUUUCACAACUCUUGUCGAAUCUCUUCUUGUGGUUCCGAGCCGACUGCCUAGUUUAUAUCUCUCACCAAACUCUUACUUUGACGCAAUGACUCUCAAGGAGCAAACAAGUGUCUCCGCUGGGCCCUCAGCCCUUCCCACUCCAUCCCCCAUUCCGCUGCCUGACCGGACUCGGGAUACCGCGGAACCGGGUCCAGAACCGGAAACUGGGUCAUCGACAGGGAGUCAAUCAUUCUCAAAGCCAAAGCUCCGCCUCAAGAUUCAAGAUCUCGAUCAUCCCGGCGCAUUCAAGUUCCUCAACUCCGUCAACUCUGCCACUGUGCUCUCCUCCGCCGUAAACAACGUCCUGCGGCUCCUCUACAAAUCACCCUCAGACAAACACACCACAGUCCCGCCCACCCGCUCCGUAACCCUCAUCCUGCGAGACAUGGGCGGCGUGGCAUACACCACAGGGACCGACCUCGACAGCGACCACAAGGAGAUCCACUUCUCGCUCAACUACAUCAACUCCAUCAGCCCGGCCUCGCGGCUCACCCACGAGAUCACGGGGGUGCUGACCCACGAGCUGGUGCACUGCUACCAGUGGGACGCCGAGGGCACGUGCCCGGGCGGCCUGAUCGAGGGCGUGGCCGACUGGGUGCGGCUGAACUGCGACCUGAGCCCGCCGCAUUGGAAGCGGGAGGUGGAUGGCGACUGGGAUAGGGGCUACCAACACACAGCCUACUUCCUGCAAUACCUCGAGCAGCGGUUCGGGGACGGGACGAUCCGCCGGCUCAACGACAAGCUGCGGCGGCACAAGUACAAGUGCGAAGCUUUCUGGCCCGAGCUGUUCGGCGAGUCGGUUGAGAAGCUGUAUGUGGAUUACGUGCAGAAGGAAAAGGAGCGCGACCAAGAGAGCUGCAAAUGACCGUCGUAGCUGAUGGCGAUUUGGAUGGGGGAGUAUGUGGGCGAGCCAA